UUCAGGCGUGGUGCAGAAAGGGGGUCGGGGAUUGGCUCUUCAAAAAUUAGCAUGGCUGACUGUUUUAACGAAGAUGUGAAAAUCCCAAUAACACAGCAAGAGUGCAAAAUAGAGCGCGAGUAUUAUUUUUAGUGCAUGUUUUCAUAUUUUUAUUUGAUCGUGCAAAAUAUUAAGCAAGUACUACUUAAAAUAAUCAAAUUCACUGCACAAGUAAAAUAGGGAUUAUAAACCAGAGUCCAACAUGUGAACUUACUUCAGUAAAUUAAUAUGAAGAAAUGAAAAGUAUUUAUGCACAAGUGAAAAAACUGUAAAGUUAGUGAUCAUGUCGUUUUUUAAUAAUAUCAAAAAAGUGCUCCAUUUGGGAGGAAACGAUGCGAAAAAGAAAAAAGUGUUUAAUAAUGUGCGAAUGGAAUGCGACCCCAAGGAGUACUGGGACAUGAUUGGGGAGCUGGGGGAUGGGGCAUACGGUAAAGUGUACAAGGCACAACACAAGCAUACAGGGCAGCUUGCAGCUGCAAAAAUGUGUCGUCUUGAUGGAGAAGAGGAUAUGUCUGAUUUUAUGAUUGAAAUAGACAUUCUAUCUGAAUGCAAACAUCCAAAUGUAGUCGAAUUAAUUGAAGCAUUUCAGAUUGAACAGCAGUUAUGGAUGCUUAUAGAAUAUUGUGAUGGUGGUGCUGUUGAUAGUAUAAUGACUGAGUUAGAAAAACCGUUAAAUGAACCACAAAUUACUUAUGUGUGCCAAAAUAUAUGUAAAGGUCUGCAGUUUCUACACAAGUCUCAUAUCAUUCAUCGAGACCUUAAGGCUGGAAAUGUACUACUGACUAUGAAUGGUGGGGUCAAAUUAGCCGAUUUUGGGGUGUCUGCAAAAAAUAAGUCGACCUUCCAGAAACAUGACACCUUCAUAGGCACCCCGUAUUGGAUGGCCCCGGAAGUGGUACUCUGCGAGACGUUUCGAGACAAUCCGUACGAUUUCAAAGUUGAUAUAUGGUCUUUGGGUAUAACGCUUAUCGAGUUUGCUCAAAUGGAGCCGCCAAACCACGAGAUGUCGCCUAUGAGGGUACUUUUAAAAAUUCAAAAGUCUGACCCUCCCAAACUGGAACAGCCCUCUAAAUGGUCUAAAGAAUUUAACGACUUUGUUUCAAAGGCUCUAACGAAGGAUCCACAAAAAAGGCCUACCUGUGAAGACCUUUUAAGACACCCAUUCAUUAAUUGCACCAUCGACUCUAAGCCCAUUAGGGAUCUAUUGUUAGAAUACAAGGCUGAUAUCGUGGAGGAGGAAUUACUGACCGAUGACGAUCCAGAGGACAAUCGAGCUUCCCAAGUUCCUCUGGAUAUCGAAGAUGACACUACUUCUGUAAAAAGUAACGAAGUUGAUUCUUCUAAACCCGCGGACACAGGACAAGCUAAACGGGAAAUUGAAGCAGAAAAUAUCGACCCGAAAAAGCUCAAAAAGGAGAACUCUACCGAAUCAACUACUUCUGUUCAAAGCAGGUCUUCAGCAGAAGAAGAGAAACGAUCGGCUGAAAAACGAGAACUACAAAGAAAAACGUCAAGAGACAAGGGCCCCGCUCCGUUACCACCCCUUCCACCUCCUCAAACUUCCGUCGAAUUAAUCAGACAAAGUAGCACUGAAAAAGAGAAAGCACCAGAAGUUCCUCCCGUUCCCGUAGUUUCGAUCGCUCAAGUGCCUCCUCCUCCACCUCCACCACCUUUACCACCUGUGCCAUUGCCAAUUCUCCCUACGCCACCUUCGUCACCACUUACACCACCAAGUACACCUCCCUUACCACCACUUGUUCCUCCUGUUUUACCAUCUGCCAAAACUUUACAGGAUCAAUUGAAGAAAAUCCAAGAAAAGAAGACAAAACAACCAGAAGAAAACGAAAACAAAGAUGCUACCAACAAGAAAAUUUUGGAUGGACAUAUUGAGGCUGUUAUUACCAAUAAGAUUGUUCCUCAUAUUCCUGCAGACAAAAAAGAACUGGAAAUUGACAAUAAGAUUCGACGAAAGUCAGUUGGCGAUGAUUUGGAUAGGAAUAAAACUGAGGAAAUUGAACGAAACCGUAAAAAGUCUUUGGAAGAAGGUGUAUGGGAAAAGAGGGCUCUCAUUAGAGAAAUACCUGGUGAAUUGAAUCAAACUAGUGACAGUGUAACUAUCACAACACCGUCUAAUGCGAUAAAUGUAGACAACUCUGCAGGAAGUUUAGUUGUCGUCUCCACCCCAUCCGCUGACCGUGGGAAAGUUAACACGUCCACUGUAACAAUUAUUUCUGAUCUUCCAGAUCCGUCCAAUAGUCUUGCCUCAAAUAUAAGUCAAGUUACCGUGGUGACUACUCAUCCCCCUGUCAUAAUCGACAAUAUGCACAGCAUUUCUCGCUUACCUAGUUCAUCAUCAGCGACAACUGCAGGAAGUAACGAAGUCGUUAUAGUUUCAAACGAAAUGAACAAAACUCACGUAAACGAAUCGUCUUCUACCGAUGAUGAAUUCUCACCAUCUCUAGAUUCUCUGGAAUAUCUCCCCCCUCUUGCGUUUCGGGACACUCGUCAGAUAAUGACAAAUGCUAAAAAACUGGACGAUAGUGAAGUGCUAAUCGCCGAUUCAAGCUAUGUAAUUAAUGAUUCUGGUCUGGACGUUUCGGAAGAUGAUGCCAAUCAUCCGCUACUAGAUACCAGCCACGUAUCUGUUGUCAAAAUAGACGAAGAAAAAGUUCAGGUAAAGGACUCCGCAUCGGUUGUGUAUGAUAGAAUGCGCGGAUCUACAAGUGAUCUGUCUUCGGCUAGAAGUGGAAGCAGUAAAAGUGGUAGCGAGUCCGCCACAUCUAUAAUCCUCGAUGGUAAAGAGGGAAAAGUUAACGGACAAAUCGUUUAUUCUACAAGCCAGGAUGAUGUAUACAAAAAGAAUAAAAAGAACAAUGCACUUAAUGGAAAAAUGUAUCCCGACAGUUUCGAAUCAAUUCCUUGCGAUUCCAGGUCGCAUAGCGAUAGUGGGGGCUCGGUCAGAAGUAAUGAUUCUUCCAGUAGACGUCCUAUAUCUAGUACAAGCAAGAGCAUUGAACAGUCAGAUGCAGAAAGCAUUUCCUUGGCUAGUCACGACAGUAGAGGUAGUAGUGGGAAGGAACAUAGAAAUGAAAGAUUGUCGGAGUCCGGAGAACAGGAAGAUGAUGUGGUGCUCAGAAGAAAACCACAAACAACUCGCAGCAUCAAGGAUGAAAUGAUGGCGCUUAACAACUUGAAUAGAAAGACGCGAAAACGGACGCGACGUUUUGUGAUAGACGGCGUAGUCAUUACAACGACCACGAGUAAGGUGAUUUACGGUGACGAUGACAAUAAUACGAUUAGCGACCCACAUCAGUUCCGUAAAUUAGAACUGCGCGAAUUGAAGUACCUACAAAAACAGGAACAAAAACAGUUCCAAGACUUGUAUUUGAAAGAAAAUCUUGCGACGGAACAGCAGGAGAAGCGAUUUGAGCAAGAACGCGUAGCUCUGGAGAAGACGUUUGAAAGUGACUUAGAAAUGCUCAGUCGACAGCAAAGAAUGCUUAUAGAAAGAGCAGAAGCUCAAUUGGACACAGAUCUUCGAGCUUUAUCGAAAAAAAUUCGAGCUGACCAAGAAAGAGAACUUAAACAAUUUCGUGAAGGUCUUAAACAAGAAUUGCGAUUGCUCAAGGCCGAAAUCGACCGACUUCCCAAAGAGCAACGUAAACAAGAGUACAAAACUCGCAAGGAAAAAUUAGACGCAGAACAUCUAGAACGUGAGCGCGCCUUUUUAGAAAAACUAAAUGAAAACCACGAAAGUUCAUUGAAGAGAAUGAGCGAUUCCCAUCGAGAAAAGAUUGCCUUAAUGGAACGACAGUACCUUCAACAAAAGCAGCAACUAACCAGAACAAGAGAGGCGGCUCUGUGGGAAAUCGAGGAGAAGCAAAUCCAUGAGAAACACCAGCUUAUAAAAAGACAGCUCAAGGACAUCUUCUUCCUUCAACGACAUCAAAUGCUUAACCGCCACGACAAGGAAAUGGAACAAGUUAAAAGAAAGUCGGCCAAAAAGGAAGAAGACUUGCUUAAGAAGCAAGCAAUUGAAAGAAGGGCGUUACCGAAAAGAAUACGUGCCGAAAUGAAAGCACGGGAGAUGAUGUUUAGAGAGUCGAUGCGUAUUUCCGUUUCUGGAGGCGUGGCAGAUCCUGAAGUAGAUAAGAACCGAUUUAAAGAAUUCCAAGAAAACGAAAAGAUACGUUACCAAGCAGAACAACAUCGGUUUGAACUUAAACAUCAACGACAGUUAGAAGAACUUCGAGCCAUGAACGAAGCAACAAUUAAAGAAUUGGAACAGUUGCAGAAUGAAAAACGCAAAAUGCUCACAGAACAUGAAACCAUGAAAUUGAAGCAGCGCGAAGAAACAUAUGCACAAGAACUGCAAGAAUGGAAAGCUCAAUUGAAACCCAGAAAACAGAAAUUAGAGGAGGAAAUGUAUACAGAACUAGUGUCUGCAGCAUGUACUAAAUAUUUAAUGCAAGUGGUGCCUUGGGCUGGCAGUACCUCGACAGACGACGCUCGAAGUGUCAUCAGCGAUUACAGUUAUAUCUCGCCUUUGUCUUCGAUUCGUGGAAAUCGGCCUGUUACUGUGGAUGGCCAAUUGCAUUCUAAACGUCCUGGUAUUACCACGAGGUCUCGUAGCUCCGAAAAUCUCGCAAAUAGGAAAAGUAUUUCGCUAAAACGAGCCGUGGAGACUAAUCCGGAUUCUAACGUCUAAAUCAAUGUUGCUCAAAGUUGUUUUUUUCUGUUGCCUUUUAGGUUGCUUUCAUUUUAUCCUUUGUAUUCGUUUUCUUCGUGGUUAGGUUGUCCUUUACAUGUUCUUCAUAGUUGAUUCUAUGUUUUGAACAUUAACAAAUUGAAUUUUUAUGACGUAUAAAAGUGUCUUGGCAGUGUCUUGUAAUUGUCUUUGUAUUUUGUUGCAUUUCUCCAUGUUGUAAGCAAAGGCGUACUUUAGUGUGAACCCCAUUAAUUUUGUGUGAAUAUUGUACGUAUAUAUGUUCUUAAAUUCGUCGUUAAGAAUUUCCGAUUAGUCUUGUUCCACUCUUCUUCAAACUGAACAGGUGUGUAAAUUAUAAUUUUAAAAAUCACUCGCCCAAAUUGAUCUAUUGGACAUGUUCAUUAAUCCCGAAGUAGUCGGCCCAAAGAUUGGUCAGACACACCCUCACUCCUUCGUAUCCUGAACACCUCACAUCCCUAACUAUUUGCAAAUGAAAUCUAAUUUAGGUAUUCCUCUGCCCCUCUACUUUUUUUGUACUUCUAAUAUGUAUCCAACUAACCCUUCGGAUCUAUCCUUCUCCAUAUUGACUUCCACUCUAUUCUCCUAUAUUUUUUUUUCAAUACUUCCCUAUUUAUAACUUUUUCAAUCAAUGGUAUUUUCUCUAUUCGCCUAUAACGCUAUAAAAACACAUCUCAAAUGCUUCUAAUUAUAAUUGUAUAUUUAAAUCAUUUUUGUAAUCGACAUUUCAGAAAUUGGAAGAAGCAUUCCUACAACAACUGGAGGAACAAGUGAGAAUUUACGGGCCAAUAGGCUGCACAUUGCCCGCAGAUCUUCCUGAACUUAGUCACGAUCCUCGGAUCGGACUCGGGUCCACACGUAGUAGCUUAUCUUCCAUGUCGGAAGGUUAAAAGAGAAGGCUAAUCUAACAUUUUCAAGAGGCCUCCGUCCAUUGUUAUUUCGUUUUUUUUUUGUCGUCAGACGCCCAAAAGCGCAUUCAGAUAUUAUAUUAGCAGUUCGAAUCAAGGGAUCUGAAGUUUAGGUCAAAAAUCAAUACACCGGUCCGGACUUUAAAUAAUUGCAUUGUAAAUACAUAAAAUGUUAUACAUAGACUGAGUAAAUAGUUACGAGAUUUUUGAGAUAGAGAUUAAGUUACGUAGAGUUGUAAAUCGUAUUACACUA
Messenger RNA from Agrilus planipennis (emerald ash borer), 5926 nucleotides. Its product is annotated as serine/threonine-protein kinase 10. The record is from RefSeq and is a predicted model, not a curated record. Lineage: Eukaryota; Metazoa; Arthropoda; Insecta; Coleoptera; Buprestidae. The transcript is spliced from 13 exons. Gene Ontology annotation, biological process: protein phosphorylation. Bases 323 to 4747 code for a protein of 1474 amino acids. Gene Ontology annotation, molecular function: protein serine/threonine kinase activity; ATP binding.